Messenger RNA from Fusarium subglutinans, 2391 nucleotides. Its product is annotated as neutral amino acid permease. NCBI's taxonomy places the organism in Eukaryota, Fungi, Ascomycota, Sordariomycetes, Hypocreales, Nectriaceae. Gene Ontology annotation, molecular function: amino acid transmembrane transporter activity. Gene Ontology annotation, biological process: amino acid transmembrane transport. The record is from RefSeq and is a predicted model, not a curated record. Bases 1 to 2391 code for a protein of 796 amino acids. Gene Ontology annotation, cellular component: vacuolar membrane. The transcript has 6 exons.
AUGGGUAUCGUAAACGGCAUCAAUCGAGAGCCUGGGGCUUUUGCUCCAGUGCCGAUUCUACAACAAGGUCUGAAUGAAGACAGCGCUCGGGCAACCGUAGCUCACGACGAGGUCUUUGGCGAUAUCACAGAAGAUGGACCCAACUACCGAGAUGUCGGUUGGCUAGGCACUUCUGCACUUAUGAUGAAGACCCAAAUCGGGCUGGGCAUCCUCUCGAUCCCGUCGGCGUUCCACACUCUGGGCCUUGUCCCUGGACUGAUAUGUCUGCUCGUCAUUGGAGGCAUCACCACUUGGUCCGACUAUAUUAUUGGGACAUUCAAGCUUAACCACCGCGAGGUAUACGGUAUUGACGAUGCAGGCGGUAUCUUGUUUGGGCGUUUUGGACGAGAGUUCCUUGGGAUCAGCUUUUCUUUGCUUACCAUCUUUGCUUCCGCGUCAGGAAUAUUGGGCAUCUCUAUCAGUUUCAAUGCUUUGUCGACGCAUGGGACAUGCACAGCUACUUUUGUCGCGGUAGCCGCGAUAAUCGUCUUUCUGUGUGCUAGCAUCCGCACCUUGGGCCGCAUAAGUUGGCUGGCGUGGGUGGGAGUGAUCUCUCUCAUGGCAGGCGUUUAUGUCGUUACCAUCGCCGUCGGCAUGCAAGACCGACCCUCAGCAGCUCCAAAGAUUAACCUCGAGGACAAAUGGAAGUCCGACUAUAAGCUAUAUGGAACACCGAGCUUCACGGAAGCAAUGUCGGCUCUCUCGACAAUGGUCUUUGCCUAUGCUGGCACACCCCUGUUUUUCCCUAUUGCCGCAGAGAUGCGCGAUCCGCGCCACUAUACCAAGGCCAUGCUGCUCUGUCAGUCAGUUGCAACUGCGACAUAUAUCAUUGUGGGAGUUAUUAUAUACUACUACUGUGGCUCCUAUGUUGCUUCGCCUGCUCUGGGAUCGGCUGGCAAGACUAUUAAGCAAGUUGCGUACGGCCUUGCUUUGCCAGGUCUGAUCGUUGGUGCGACCAUCAAUGCUCAUGUUACAGGAAAAUACGUCUUCGUUCGAGUCCUCCGAGGUUCAAGGCAUCUCACAGCCAACACCGUCACUCACUGGGCUACGUGGCUAGGCUUGACCUUUUCUGCAGCUUUGUUAGCCUACAUCAUAGCGAGUGCAAUCCCCGUCUUUGGAAGUCUCGUGUCUCUUGUCGGAGCUCUCCUGGGAACACUGCAAACAUUCCAGCCCUAUGGUUGCUUCUGGCUAUACGAUAACUGGUCCGCAGGCAAGCAGGAGAGAUCUCUAAAGUGGGUUCUUAUGGUCAUAUGGAGUGGUUUUGUUAUUCUUUCUGGAACAUUUCUGAUGAUUGCUGGAACAUAUGGAUCUGUUAUUGGUGUCAUCGACUCUUAUAAGGAGUACUUUCAAAGUGAUCUUACAAGCAAAUCGAGUCAGAUCAUCGGAGCAGAUUGGGCAAAAAUCCUUCACAUUGAUAUUAUAUUCGGGGGCAUCCGAUUUAAUAAGGUCAUGUCUCUUACCUGGCGUAUCUCAGUCAACGGGGAGACUGAUAGCCCUGAAGACUAUCUCUCAACUGCCUUGGGCGUCAUCUUCCCCGACGAUAUCACGAAUCAACAUGGCGAUGCGGAACACAACCUCUCCUAUGCCUCACCUCAUCUCCCCAAGCCCCUUGUCAUCGACCUCGCCGACCCUGUAAAGGAGGAUGACCGCAAACUGUUCUCACAUUACCUCUGGAAUGCUUCGCUCCUGCUCGCAGAGUUUAUCGAGGCCGACUCUCUCAGCAUUCCUCUUGAGAACCCUCGUGAGGCACAGGAUAGCACUUCAUUCAACGUGAAGGGGUUGGAGACUCUUGAGCUCGGAGCCGGAACCGCGUUACCGAGUAUCAUGGGUGGCCUGCUAGGCGCAAAGCGUGUCGUUGUCACAGACUAUCCAGCUGAGCCCGUCCUCAAAACCCUUCGCACCAAUGUCGCUCGCAACAUCCAACCCUCUCUAUCACCCGCUGGUGCUGAGGCAACUCCCUCCUCUGCAGUCUCCGUCCAGGGCCAUUCCUGGGGUGAGCUCGAUGACACUUUCAGCACAUCAGCUGCUCACUCGUUCGACCGUGUCAUUGCCGCCGAUUGUCUCUGGAUGCCUUGGGAACACCAGAACCUUCACCGCUCCAUCGCCCACUUUCUCAAGCAAACCCCCGAGGCUAGGUGUUGGGUUGUCGCUGGUUUCCAUACUGGUCGAACAAAGAUGAGCGGGUUUUAUGAUGCAGCGGCACUUCAGAAGGUCGGACUUGAGGUUGAGAGGAUCUGGGAGAGAGAUUGCAACGGCGAGGAGAGGCCAUGGGAUACUGAACGUGAGGACGAUGUUACAGUGCGCAAGAGGUGGCUCGUCGUCGCUUCGCUGAAGUGGAUUUCAACCUCGUGA